Messenger RNA from Plodia interpunctella (Indianmeal moth), 2932 nucleotides. It is a transcript of the gene Arl4, whose product is annotated as ADP ribosylation factor-like 4. The transcript is spliced from 4 exons. Gene Ontology annotation, cellular component: cytoplasm; plasma membrane. Gene Ontology annotation, biological process: vesicle-mediated transport; intracellular protein transport. NCBI's taxonomy places the organism in Eukaryota, Metazoa, Arthropoda, Insecta, Lepidoptera, Pyralidae. The record is from RefSeq and is a predicted model, not a curated record. Bases 592 to 1221 code for a protein of 209 amino acids. Gene Ontology annotation, molecular function: GTPase activity; GTP binding.
GUUGCCGCGGGCGGGGCGGCACGUGUCGUGCGCGCCUCGCGAUCACCUUUGUUUUUAUCUAAACCAUUGUUUAAUUCCAUCCGAAUACAAUCGAUACGAGGUUCCAGUGUAACCAUAUGGCCUACAAGUUACAUUUCGAUGCGAUUUUAGUGUUUUAAAUAACAUAUUUGUGACAAUAAAGUGUUAUCUAUAGCUACAGCAUAUGAAGGUGGCUUAUUGACAAGUGAAACUCUUUAUCGUCCCAUUGAAUACCGUUCUGUUUGCGAUUGUUGAUUAACUGAAAACGUGUUGGUGGUCCCUGUUGUAAAGGAAAGCAUGCAAAUCAAUAAGCGGAUGGAUAGCCAGCAGCAAGCAGCCGAGAGCUCUUAGUGUGCGGUUUAUAUCUCCGUUGCAUAUUGAUUGCUUUUCAACCAGGAUCACUGCAAAUUGUCAGUUACGAUUGCAGACAAAGUACGUGGAGAGGUAUUUCGAAGACUGAGCAGUUCAUUGGGCCUUAUAGAAAGCAAAAAUCUUUUUUUUAUUGUAAGAGCAAAUGCUCGUGAUGAUGCCAUCAGACGAUAGCGUCAGAUAGCUGCCCGGGGGCUCUAAAUAAUGGGUGCGAACAUGGGCAAGAGUUCGAGCUUGCUGGACGCGCUGCCGACGGCGCAGGGCACGCUGCACGUGGUCAUGCUCGGCCUCGACUCUGCCGGAAAGACCACCGCUUUGUACCGCCUCAAGUUUGACCAGUACCUCAACACCGUCCCCACGAUAGGCUUCAACUGUGAAAAAGUCAAAGGAACCAUGGGAAAGUCGAAAGGCGUAAACUUCUUAGUGUGGGAUGUCGGAGGACAAGAAAAAUUGAGGCCGUUGUGGAAGUCAUACACUAGAUGUACGGACGGUAUUAUAUUCGUGUUAGACUCGGUUGAUGUGGAGCGGAUGGAGGAAGCCAAGAUGGAGCUGAUUAGGACGGCCAAAUCACCGGACAACACUGGUGUUCCGAUUCUCGUGUUGGCGAAUAAGCAAGACUUGCCCGGGGCGAAAGAGCCGCGGGAACUGGAGAAGCUGCUGGGACUGCACGAGCUGGCGGCGGGCGCGCACGGGUCGCGUGACCUGCACGCCUGGCACGUGCAGCCCGCCUGCGCCAUCACCGGCGACGGGCUGCACGACGGUCUCGACGCGCUCUAUGAGAUGAUACUCAAGAGGAGAAAACUAGCCAAAUUGCAAAAGAAACGCGUCAGAUAAAUCAAAUGUUAAAUCAUCCCGAAUGCGAUAAGUAUUAUAUAAUGCUCAUUUCAUGGAUAUUUUCAAUCGAUGUCCAAGUUUGAAACACCAAAUAUUGUUUUUACGAUAGAUGUGUAACGUCUUAUGAAAAUAUUCCAUCAUAAUGUUGCUCAAGUUGUAUUGAACAUUUUGACGGAAACGAAUAUUUUGAUAAAAGUUAUUUAAUCUACUAGUCAUUUUCUUUUGAAAAUAGCUAGGCGAAGGAUGAAGAUUUUGGAAAUAGAAGUUUUUUAUAGAUCGGCAGAAAAUAAUUUAUUUUAAUGUGGUAUAGCAAAUAUACUACAUCUAAUAAUCCCAUAUUUUGUCGAUGUUCAAAGAUUUUAAAAUACAAACCUUAUCACUCUAAAGUUUCGUGAAAAAUCGGUUAAAAUAUUAACAUUUUAAACCCUGUACCCACAACCCACAGCGAUGUAUGUAUAAAUUCUGUACAAUACUUAUACAAUGCUAUUCACAAUACUGUGGUUCCGUAAAGUUGAACGUUUAACGCGAACUAAAUUCACGUUGUUUCGCAUAGGACCGUAGGAACGGACGUAGCACGCACAUUUAUGUAAUACCGAAGUAAAGUUUUGUCUGCGCGUACGUCCACUACAAAAUUAUGACAUGUGUCUGGCUCUGUUCUGAAUAACUGUAUAUUGAAUAAUUUCUAUAUUUAAGAGUGUCAAUAGAAGAUAAUUUUUACUGAAAUGAAAUUUAUUAAUGGAACGUCUGUGUGUCUACUAAUUUAUUUAUCACUUGUCUGACUGUUGACUUUUAAUUCAGUUACACUUGUAAGUUUAUUUCUCAAUACAAUUCAUGAGCUCAUGAGCUACAUUUACAAUUCCUUGUCUUCAUCCUGAUAUUUUAUAUUUUUUUAAAUAUCCGUACCAAAUUUUUUUCAGUAGCCAAUUAUAAAUUAGUCUGUAGAUGUUAUUUAUAAUGUGAUGUUCUAUAUAUUAUUGAAAGAGGCUUUUAAUGUUUGUGUUUUGGACGGCUUCUUUUUGUAAAUAUAAUGUAAAUAGACGUAGAAUUUAAUUACAAUAUAGUUCACAUAUACAAAUGGCGCAUUAUUUUGACAGUUCAUAAUUCAUAAAAUUUAUGGGCAUUUAUUUAACCCUGCGUGUUGUUUUAUUAUAGAUUGUUAUAAAUAUUUAAACUAUUAAGAAUGAAUUGUUUUGUCAUUAAGCAUGUACCAAUUUUUAAAGAUGGUUUGAAGCAAUGACAAUAUUCAUACGUGUUCCCAACUUUAUAAAGACUGCUUGACUGGAAAUCUUUCUUGAAAAUUUAAUUCAGAAAAAUAUAAAAACAUAAAUUUUAUUCAAGUGCGAGCUUUAAAAUAAUUUUUAGAUAUGUACUACUAAACCUGAAUAGUUGUCGUCUCUAUUAUUUAGUAUAUGUAAAUUACGACCAUUUAUUUAUUUACCCGUAAAAAAUAGUGUAUGGACCCUAAUAUACCAAAUUAAUAUGUUGCUUUUACCAUUUGUUUUAUUUUCAUGUACAUAUGUAAAUUUCAGAUGAAUAUGCGUUGAUACCAAGAAACCAAACAUUUGUCAGUAGAGAGUGUACAUUAUGUUAAUAAAAUAUGUUCGUUUAAUAAAUCAAUUCUAAUCAUUAUCAUUAAUGUAUUGUUUCACAAAAAAAAUGUAGAAUUUUUCAUAUUGAUUCCCCAUAAAUAAACUCUGUUUUUAAUAUUUAA